AUGGCAGAAGAACAGCUCAAUCCGGAUGACGAGGGACUGGACAGGCCGUUUCGUUUCAUAGUCACUGGCAAAUACCUCGCUGUUCGCUAUGACGACAACAGCUUCACUCUACACCGUGAUUACCAUGGCAAUGGGAGCCUGUUUUAUCUUUCCGAUGAUGAAAUUCACAUAAUCAGAGAUCACACAUAUGUUGGCCAGCUCAGCAGUUAUCCCAUCUACAAAGACAACGUGUUUCACAUCUGCCGUGGGUCACAGUACCUCUCUCGAGAGGGGCGUUGGACGGACAAUAUCGAUGAAGCACUUGAUGUUCAGAUCGACCCAGAGGACCCAGACAGGACCGACAGCGCUGAUAGUGCUGACAGUGCUCCUAUCCUAUCACUUCUCGAGCCAAUUAUCAAUCCCGCUCAUCCUGUUUCCGCAGACGGAAUCGACCUCUACCAUCCCGAUAAGCAGUUCGCUCUGUAUCCCGUUACUGGCGACGGCCUUUGGUACGGUGACGCUGGUAACUUCGACGGCAAGCUUGUCUUCGGCGGCAAUCCAUACAGCGCCGGAAUCCCGUUUCAGCUCUCGGUACACGAAGGCCGCACGCGAAUCCGCGCAAAUGACGGCAUGUACCUUACCGUCGUCAUGGAAGAUGAUCUUGUCCCGUACCUGAAAGAGGAAUGCCAGCGGCAUUCCAGGGUCAGUUUGUGCGCACACUGUUCAACAUGGUACAGCCUUGGCUUUCGUCCUGAGCCUGAUGAUUGUCUUGUCCUGAUUCCCCACGGUCUGCCUAGCAUGUUUGUCUUGCAUGACGGGGCUUUCUACUACAGCAUGAAUGUCCUCAAGGCAAGCUAUGCCGAGACCGAGCGCGUCAAGCACAUUGAGGAGGCAUCGCUUUUUCAGUUUGUUGCUAAGUUGAUCACUACAUUAAUCAUCGAAUAA
Aspergillus fischeri NRRL 181 is the source of this 924-nucleotide messenger RNA. RefSeq lists its product as uncharacterized. NCBI's taxonomy places the organism in Eukaryota, Fungi, Ascomycota, Eurotiomycetes, Eurotiales, Aspergillaceae. The transcript has 2 exons. The record is from RefSeq and is a predicted model, not a curated record. The coding region runs from base 1 to 924 and encodes 307 amino acids.